This is a messenger RNA of Durio zibethinus, 639 nucleotides long. The record is from RefSeq and is a predicted model, not a curated record. NCBI's taxonomy places the organism in Eukaryota, Viridiplantae, Streptophyta, Magnoliopsida, Malvales, Malvaceae.
GAAGGGGAAACUCUACCUCUAUUUCUUCUCUAGUAAGCUCACUUCUCCAUUUUUAGUUUUCUGUCUCAUGUAGGAUGUUCUAUUAUUUUUUUUCUUUUGUAGGUGGAAGUCUAUUCAAUGUGCCUGAAUUGGCUGUCUUGCUUUAGGAUCAGGUUAACUUUAGAGCCGAAGAACAUGAGGAAGACAACAAGUCAAAGGAAUGCUGAUAAUAACUUGAGCAUUUGGAAUAAAAUAAAUAGUCAGGGUGCAGAUGGUUCGGGCAUCAUCUCAACAAAGAAUGUAAGUACAAGGACUCCUUCAGCAGAAAGGCUCAGAGAACCUUUUCCAUGCCAAGGUAGGAAAGAGCUCACCAGCCUGGUACAGGAAGCAAUGCAGAGUCCAAACCAUGGACUGUCAUAUGUUCCCCCUCCCUUGAGAAAGCGUGUUGCCCCUCCUCCAGGAAAAAUUGAUAGACAGGAUCUUCAUCCUAUUCCAAUGCCUUUGAGCUCAACUAGCUUUGCUAUAUCUGGAGCUGGCUUUACCAAGAACAAAGGGGAUGGGAAGCAUAAGAGAGAAGGUCCUUGUGCUGGAACAAAAGGCUUCCAAUCUCCAGAGAGAAGUGAAAAGCUUUUCCAAAAGAAAACUAUUAAUAGCCUAUAG